Camellia sinensis is the source of this 1969-nucleotide messenger RNA. RefSeq names its product Tetratricopeptide repeat (TPR)-like superfamily protein. The record is from RefSeq and is a predicted model, not a curated record. Gene Ontology annotation, molecular function: protein binding. Lineage: Eukaryota; Viridiplantae; Streptophyta; Magnoliopsida; Ericales; Theaceae.
GGGUUUAGGGUUUUAAUGAAAUAAAAAAAUGAUCAAUGCAUGCUCCUCGCAAGAAUUAGACUCCAGUGAAGGGCCAUAUCCCCCCACUCCGUUGAGGGCCGACAGCUAUGUCUCUCCGGCAAGCAGCACUUGCUUUGCUCAGAAGACUCCGUCCUCCUCCUCAAACACUCACUGCCACUUUUUGCGGUAGAACAACCAAUGCACUGAUCGAAACUGGUAAAAUGGAGCUUUCCUAUCAAUAUGGUCUUGGACAUACUUGGAAGAGGCAACAUAGGGAGUUUUAUCUGUGGAUUUUUUUAUCUGGACAAGCUGUAAUUCUUGGCAUAAAUUCCAGCAUUGUCAUGGCAGAAGACGUUUCAACAGAACUAAGUUCUGAAAACAGCAUACAAGGGGAUAAUUUAACUGGCUUGCGCAAAAUUGAGGAUGGGUCUGUGAUAUCAAAUAUACAUACAUCCAAGUGGAGAGUUUUUACUGAUAAUGGGAGGGAUUUAUUUUUGCAGGGAAAACUGGAGGAAGCUGAAAAACUCUUUCUGUCUGCAUUACAAGAAGCAAAAGAAGGAUUUGGUGGAAGGGAUCCACAUGUUGCCGCAGCGUACAACAAUUUGGCAGAGCUGUAUAGAGUUAAAAAGGCAUUUGAUAAAGCAGAACCCUUGUAUUUGGAGGCUGUGAAAAUACUUGAAGAGUCAUUUGGACCAGAAGAUAUACGGGUAGGGGCUGCCCUUCACAACCUAGGUCAAUUCUAUCUUGUCCAGCGAAAAUUGGAAGAAGCUCGUAUGUGCUAUGAGCGUGCUUUAAAGAUAAAGAGGUGUGUUUUGGGACAUGGACACAGAGACUAUGCGGACACAAUGUAUCAUCUUGGAACAGUGCUUUAUCUCCAAGGAAAAGAGAAGGAUUCUGAGACACUUAUUCAGGAUUCCAUUAAGAUACUCGAGGAUGGUGGGCUAGGGGAAUCAAUCAUAUGCCUCAGGAGACUGCGGUAUCUUGCACAGAUAUAUUUAAAGUCCAAUCAACUUGCAGAGGCUGAAAAUGUACACAGAAAGAUUCUGCAUAUUAUGGAAUUGUCAAAGGGAUGGGAUUCUUUGGACACUGUAAUUGCAGCUGAAACCCUUGGCUUGACCCUUCAAUCACUAGGGAACUUAGGGGAUGCGAAAGAUCUUUUGGAAAGAUGUCUCGAGGCCCGAAAAACCAUACUUCUUGAAGAUCAUAUUCAGGUUGCUGCAAACAUGCUCUACAUAGCUAGGGUGGAAAUGUUAAAUUCCAACCGACUAAGGAAGAUCAAUACUUCUGAAGCAAUUGCUGAGCUUGGUAAAGCGAAAGAUCAUUUAGGCCAAUCCAUCAGGAUAGCUCAGCGGGUUUUGGAUAAAUCAGAGAAACAAGGAGACAAGCAGCAAUAUUAUGGAGCAUCUAGAGAAACUAGAAAGGAUGAGAAUACAGCAUUGAUGAUACUGUUGCAAUCACUCAAUGCUCUUGGGCUAUUGGAGAUCACAAAGCAGGAAUUACUGGAAUCAAGGGGUGAGCAUUCACCUACUGUAGAGGCUGAGAGUGCUCUUCACCAGUGCAUUUCUGCUUUUAAGGAGUUUGGAAUUGGGCAGUCGAUGCAUAGUUCUCCUGAUUUAAAAGUAGAGUACCUCUCGUGUUUGAAGCGACUUGCAAGUCUGAUUAGAGAUAGCACAACUGAAAGCACACAGCAAUCAAGAAGAGCCACUUUGCAAGAGUUGAAAGAUGAAAUCAAGCAUGUUGAAGCUGAACUUUCACUGAGAGGAAGGCGUAAAAAUUAACGUGGCUGCUUAUUUUGGUUGUACUUGCAGUUCAACCAGGCAUGUGAAUUUGUUCCUCUGAAGCAGAGGUAGAGAUCUGAAAUUACUUGCUUUUAUGAUAUAUAUGAAUGAAGAUUACACAACUGAGAUCUGAAAUGACUUCUUGAAAGUAGAUAGUAAGGGAAAUUCUAUUUGUUCUUUUUUUUCCUUUA